GAAAACCCUUCAAGGAAUCUUAUACCCAUCAAAGAAGGCUUAUACUAAUACAGUCAUUUCAACCCUAUUAUUCGAUUGUUAAAGGCAGACAAAAUUUUGUUCCGAAUACUCAAAAAAGUUUCAGGAAACGUAAAUGCAAAGAAACUGUUUCUCUUUGCGCCCCUUCCUUCGGGGAGUCGGUGAAUUGGGUGCAUUUUGUAAACCCGUUCGUCAAUUUCGCAACUCGACUGCUUUGAAAUAUGCUGCUGCUGCAGCUCCGAAGACACGUCCUGGAAAAGUUCCCCCAAAAAUGGUAAAAUUAAGGAAGCAAUUUCAGGCGGACAAUGACUUGCCGAUUUUUCUUAAAGGCGGCGGUAUGGAUAAUAUAUUGUACAGGCUUACCUGGGUACUGUGCUUCCUCGGUAUAGGUGGCGAUGUAUGGUUAUGGCUUGGCUAUAUCAUUGCCUAAAAUCAUAACGGAUCAUGUACACAAGCCCACAAGUUCACAAGAUGCAAGCACUUCAAUACAAAUAUUAAUAAAAUCAUAAGGGAUCACGUACACAAGUACACAAGAUUUAAACACUCAAAUACAAAUUUCAAUUGUAACACUAUUCACAUAAGUUAACUAUUAGCGUUUCUGUACAUAGCUCAAACGCGGGAAAUCAAUUAUAUAACCAUUAACUGCAAAAA
This is a messenger RNA of Drosophila santomea, 669 nucleotides long. RefSeq names its product cytochrome c oxidase subunit 7A1, mitochondrial (gene COX7AL). The coding region runs from base 134 to 448 and encodes 104 amino acids. NCBI's taxonomy places the organism in Eukaryota, Metazoa, Arthropoda, Insecta, Diptera, Drosophilidae. The transcript is spliced from 2 exons. The record is from RefSeq and is a predicted model, not a curated record. Gene Ontology annotation, biological process: mitochondrial electron transport, cytochrome c to oxygen; mitochondrial respirasome assembly; regulation of oxidative phosphorylation.